Messenger RNA from Chrysoperla carnea, 2355 nucleotides. RefSeq names its product ATP-dependent RNA helicase SUV3 homolog, mitochondrial (gene Suv3). Lineage: Eukaryota; Metazoa; Arthropoda; Insecta; Neuroptera; Chrysopidae. The annotation marks the transcript as partial. Gene Ontology annotation, biological process: RNA catabolic process; mitochondrial RNA 3'-end processing. The record is from RefSeq and is a predicted model, not a curated record. Gene Ontology annotation, molecular function: RNA helicase activity; hydrolase activity, acting on acid anhydrides; ATP binding. Gene Ontology annotation, cellular component: mitochondrial degradosome. The transcript is spliced from 10 exons.
ACUGUCAUGGGUAUUGAUUGACGUUUAUAUUAUUUUCAAAUUUUUUAUUAAUUCUACUAAAUAAUUAUGUACAAGAAUGCAAGGCGAUUAUCUCAAAUGUGCAUAUCCUUUUCAAAACAUUAUAUUUUACGAGAAAAACGAAAAUUAUAUUUUCAAAUUUAUCGAGGUAAAAAGGAUUCUUCAAAAUUGUCAACGUUAUUUGUACCAGUACCAGUGAAAUCGAAUCCUGAUGACAUAAAUGUUGGGGCUGAAUUAACAGGAAAAUUGAAUAAAUCAGAUGUCAUGAAAAUUCUUAAUAAGUUUUAUCAGAAGAAAGAAAUUAAAAGUCUUGCAAUGGAAAAUGGGUUAGAUAAUUAUCUCUUACACCAGGCAUACGUAAGUUUUCGUCGCUAUUGCCUAGAAACAGAUGCAUUGCCUGUAGAUGUUCAUAUCGUUCUUAGUGAUAUCUUACAAGGAUCUGGCCAUGUAGAUGAUUUAUUUCCAUAUUUUCUACGACAUGCCAAACAAAUGUUUCCACAUUUAGAUUGUAUGGAUGAUUUAAUAAAAAUUUCAGAUUUAAGGACGCCUGCAAAUUGGUAUCCAAAUGCUCGGAGUAUUACACGUAAAAUAAUUUUUCAUGCAGGUCCUACGAAUUCAGGAAAAACAUACCAUGCAUUAGAACGUUUUAUGACUGCGAAAUCUGGUGUUUAUUGUGGACCUUUAAAAUUAUUAGCGACAGAAGUUUUUAAUAAAUGCAAGAUUCGUGGAACCCCUUGUGAUUUAAUAACCGGCGAAGAACGUCAGUAUGUUAAUGGUGAAGAUAAUCCAGCCCAGCACGUUGCAUGUACAGUAGAAAUGACUUCUUUAAAUCAACCAUAUGAAGUGGCUGUCAUUGACGAAAUUCAAAUGAUGCGCGAUACAGCUCGAGGCUGGGCAUGGACGCGUGCUUUUCUUGGCAUAAUGGCUGAAGAAAUUCAUGUAUGUGGUGAAGCUGGUGCAAUUGAAUUAAUCAAUAAUAUUUGCUCAACAACAGGCGAAGAUGUUGAAGUUCGAAAAUAUAAACGAUUAACUGAAUUAACAAUUGAAAAUCAUGCUUUGGGUAGUCUAGACAAAGUUUUACCGGGUGAUUGUAUUGUAUGUUUUAGUAAAAAUGAUAUAUACUCUGUCUCGCGAGAGAUUGAAGCACGGGGUAAAGAAGUAGCGGUUAUAUAUGGAGGCCUACCACCAGGAACGAAACUAGCACAAGCUAAUAAAUUUAAUGAUGUGAAUAAUAGUUGUAAAAUUUUGGUAGCUACUGAUGCAAUUGGAAUGGGUUUAAAUUUGAGUAUUCGCCGAGUUAUAUUUUAUUCAUUAAUAAAACCACAUGUAAAUGAAAAAGGUGAAAAAGAAAUGGACACAAUUUCAGUGUCAGCUGCCUUACAAAUAGCUGGACGCGCUGGAAGAUAUGGCACACAGUGGGAACAUGGUUAUGUCACCACAUUUAAACCAGAAGACUUAUCAACCUUGAAAUCAAUUUUGAAUCAGGUACCUGAACCGAUUACACAAGCUGGAUUACAUCCAACGGCCGAUCAAAUUGAGUUGUAUGCAUACCAUUUACCAAAUUCAACAUUAAGUAAUUUAAUGGAUAUUUUUGUUAGUUUAUGUACAGUAGACGAUUCAUUAUAUUUUAUGUGUAAUAUAGAAGAUUUUAAGUUCCUAGCUGAUAUGAUACAACAUGUACCAUUACCAUUGAGAGCUCGAUAUGUAUUUUGUUGUGCUCCAAUUAAUAAAAAAAUGCCUUUCGUUUGUACGUUAUUCUUGAAGUUCGCUAGACAGUAUAGUAGAAAUGAAGCGUUGACAUUUGAUUGGCUAUGUCGAAAUAUUGGAUGGCCACUUUCAUCACCAAAAACAAUUAUUGAUCUUGUUCAUUUAGAGGCGGUUUUUGAUGUUUUGGAUUUAUAUCUUUGGUUUAGUUAUCGUUUUCAAGAUUUAUUUCCACAUGCAAACUUAGUUCGAGAUUUACAGAAAGAAUUGGAUGCUGUUAUACAAGAAGGCGUCUUUCAGUUAACACGUUUACUAAAAAAUUCUGAAACUAGUAUAAGUUCAGGCGCCGGUUCUGCGCCUGAUGACGACACGUAUACGAUAACAAGACAAAAACAAAAUUAUUAUCGAAAUAAAUAUGAUAAAUAUGAUACAGAAGAUGUAGGAGAAAAACAAAGUAUUAGUAAGGAACUUCGAGUUGGAAGGGGUAGAUUAACAGAACGGUUAUUAGCUCAAGGAUUAAUAACUCCACAAAUGUUGCAAGAACUUCGAAAAGAAUGGAGUACUAAUAGCAGUUCACAGGAUGGCAACAAUAGUGAUUCUGAACAAUAUCCAAAGAAAACAAAACGAAAACGG